UAUGUGUGAUCAUGCACAAAGCUGCUGGAGGACAGAGAAGGAUGUCAAGUCCCCUGGAACUAGACUUACAGGUGGUUUUGUGAGCUACCAUAUGGUUCCUGGGAACUGAACUCAGCUCCAAUGUAAAACAAAAACAAAAACAAACAAACAAAAAAGCAGAGGAACAAAACAAAACAAAACAAAAAAUCCCUCAAAUCACCACUUCCGUAAUACAAACACAAAAACACAAACAAAAGCCCACAAAACAAAACAAGCUGCUUCCAAGGGUCUUUGACAAAGGUUUAUAAGUGAGGGAGGCUGGACAGCUUGGCUGCUUGCCUAGAAGCCUGGCUGUGCUGAGAUGUGUCUGUUUCUAGUAGCUCAGCACCUCAAAUGAAAAGAAAACAGAGCUGGAAAAGAGGAAGUACCCAUCCGAUGAAAAGUAAGUUUGGGUUUCUCCAAGUGAGCCAGUGCGUUAGUGGCUGCCUUUGCUGGCAUCUGGAUUUCAAGCACUCAGGGAACCGACCGGUACGUGGGCUGAUACCGUAGUCAGCAACUGGCAGCUUCGAAAGGUUCCUUGAAUUGGGGACCUUCUUUCUCUCCUGCGGGAAGAGAAGUCAGCCAGCUUUGUUAUCUGUCCCACUCUGUAGCCAGCCUCCAGGAGAUCUACAGACUCCCCCUCUGCUUCCUGCCUUUGCUUUAUUUAAGGAAACUUUUAUUCACUCAUAUCAGGGGUUGGCUGGAGAGAUGACGGCUCAUCAGUUACAAAUAGGGACUGCUCAUGCCGAGGACAGACGUUGAUUCUUAGCACUUUCAUCCAAUGGCUCACAACGAUCUGUAACUCCGGCUCCGCGAAGUCCAAUGCCCUCUUCUGGCCUUUGAGAGCAUUUCCAUGUAAGUGUAGACAUUCACAUAUAGAUACACACACACACACACCAGUGACAGGAUAUAACCCAAAGCAUCUUUUGUUUCCUUUCCUGAUAUCUAGAUAGAUAUGUCUGUCUGUCUGUCUGUCUACCUACCUACCUAUUUAUCUAUCUAUCUGUUUGAGAGAAGGUCUCUCUCUACAUAGCCCUGGCUGUCCUGGAACUCACUAUGUAGAUGAGGCUAACUGUGAACUCACAGAGAUCAGCCCACUUCUGCCUCAUGAGUGCUGUGAUUAAAGGUAUAUGCUUCUGUGCCUACAUCCUUCCUCAUUUUUUUUUUUCCGAGACAGGGUUUCUCUGUGUAGCUUUGUGUUUUUCCUGGAACUCACUCUGUAGCCCAGGCUGUCCUCGAAUUCACGGAGAUCCUCCCAAGUGCUGGGAUUAAAGGCGUGGGCCGCCGCCACCACCGGGAUUAUUCUUCCUCAUUUUAUUCUCUCUGUUCUGUCUACCUUUUACAUAUUCAUACUUUUGUUUGUUUGUUUUUCCAAGAUAGUGCUUCUCUGUGUAGCCUGGGCCAUCCUGAAACUAGCUCUGUAGACCAGGCUGACCUUGAACUCACAAGAGAUCUGCCUGCUUCUGUCUCUGGAGUGUUGGGAUUAAAGGCGUGCACCACCACCGCCUGGCUACAUAUUCAUACUUUAUAUUUUAAGAUCCACUUAAAGCUGGGCCAUGGUCUUUAAUCCCAGCACUCGGCACUUGGGACGCAGAGGCAGCCUGGUCUACAGAGUAAGUUCCAGGACAGCCAAGGCUACUCAGAGAAACCUUGUCUCGAGGGAAAAACCAACAGCAAAAAAACAACAACAAAAAGAGGAGUAGGGCUCCGAUGGGUCGUAGCCGUAGCCGCUCCGCGCGGAGGGAACGUAGGCGGAGGCGGUCCAGGUCCACAUCACGGGAUGGAGAAAGAAGGCGCCAAGGAAGGUCCGGGUCUCGGGAGAGGGAUCACAGAAGGAGCCGCUCAAGAUCCCCACACCAAAGACGCUCCAGGUCUCCAAGGCGACAUAGAUCCACAUCUCCUUCCCCUUCUCGACUGAAGGAAAGAAGAGAUGUGGAGAAGAAAGAAACUACAAAAGUAAAGAGCGAAGAACGUCCAAUCACUGAGGAGAAUCUGGAGGGUAAGACAGAGAAAGAAAUAGAAAUGAUGAAAUUAAUGGGGUUUGCUUCUUUUGACUCCACAAAAGGGAAGAAGGUAGAUGGCUCUGUAAAUGCCUAUGCCAUAAACGUGUCUCAGAAGAGGAAAUACAGGCAGUACAUGAAUCGGAAAGGCGGAUUCAACAGACCUCUGGAUUUUAUUGCAUGAGACUUGAGGUGUUGGAGAAUUCCCCCCUCAUCUGGGUCAGAGAGUAUUUUAUAUUUUGUAUUUAGUACACCUCCAAACAGGAUCUUGGUUCUUCUGUGAAGGCCUAGACUUAACUUUACAGGCUCCAUCUUAGGGAAAGGGCCACCAUCUCAGACCACCUGCUGUACUCAGUUCCAGAAAGGACCUCAGGAUUGUGCCAUGGCAACCGGAACAGAUACAGAGCAGUAUCCUCCUGCAGACAUCCUGUCUGUAGUUUAGGCCCUUGAAGAUAUCUAGAUAAUCUUGCUGAGCAGUUCAGAUAAUCCUGUUCAGCAGGUUGUGGUUCCCCGCCAAAAGUCUAACCCAAUGGUUUCAAAUGUGGUUUUGCACCCAAAGUCUAGACCAAUAGUUUCAAAACAUCACCUUGCGCCAUAUCCCUUCUACCCAAUCCCAAGUUGCCAAUUUCUGGCUUGUGGUUUUUCCCUAUAAAAACCCUCUAGACCUGGGCUCAUGACCACCUCCAUUUUCUUCCAUCUGCCAUGUGGUGGCCCAGGUUGAACCUGACAAUAAAAGGACCCAUAUGUGCUUGCAUCGGAAACCAGCUCCUUGGUGGUCUCUGGGGGUUUUGAGAUACGGGUACAACACUUCCUUCCUAUAAAGUAAGGAAGUCUUAUUUAUGACACCCAGUGUAUUUACUUUCCUCAGGAGGUAGGUAGCACUUUUUAGGUGGUGUCCCUGCGGUGGCUACAGCCCGUUUGUCUUGUUCCUUUGAACCUGUAUGUGCUUUCUUUCUGGAUGCUUGUUAGGAGGGUUUUUGUUUUGUUUUGUUUUAAUAUUUUUUAAAACUUUAUAUGCAUGGGUGUGAAGGUGUCAAAUCCCCUGGAACUAGAAUUACAGACAGUUGUGAGCUGCCAUGUGGGUGCUGGGAAUUGAACCCCGGGUCCUCUGGAAAAGCAGCCAGUGCUCUUAACCGCUGGGCCAUCUCUCCAGGCCCUUGUUAGGAGUUCUUAAAAACUGAAAGUAACUUAGAUAUGAAUUUCUCCAAUAAAACUGUAUUUCUACCCAUUUAAAAAGCAAAGCAAAAUAAAACAACAAAAACAAAACAAAACAAAACAAAACAAACAAACAAACAAAAAAACACCCUAUAUCGUUCCUAGAUCUCAACAGCUUCUUUGAAACUUUGCCUUGGCCAUACUGUCUGAACUUAACUAUAGAAUGCCUUUUCACUUUUUUAAAAAAUUAAUUCGUCAGACAGUGGAGGCACACACCUUUAAUCCUAGCACUCGGGAGGCAGAGGCAGGCAGAUCUCUGAGUUCGAGGCCAGCCUGGUCUCCAAAGCGAGUUCCAGGAAAGGCGCAAAGCUAGACAGAGAAACCCUGUCUUGAAAAUAAAUAAAUAAAU
Molecule: messenger RNA, 3582 nt
Organism: Peromyscus californicus insignis
Lineage: Eukaryota; Metazoa; Chordata; Mammalia; Rodentia; Cricetidae
Gene: Snrnp27
Product: small nuclear ribonucleoprotein U4/U6.U5 subunit 27
Exons: 1
Coding region: 1729-2202 (157 amino acids)
Biological process (GO): RNA splicing
Cellular component (GO): precatalytic spliceosome
Source: RefSeq, a predicted model, not a curated record